Molecule: messenger RNA, 2016 nt
Organism: Pediculus humanus corporis (human body louse)
Lineage: Eukaryota; Metazoa; Arthropoda; Insecta; Psocodea; Pediculidae
Exons: 6
Coding region: 1-2016 (671 amino acids)
Biological process (GO): endocytosis
Molecular function (GO): protein binding; Arp2/3 complex binding
Source: RefSeq, a predicted model, not a curated record
AUGGAAGAAAAAACGGAAGUUUUAGAAAUGGCUAAGGCCCUGUAUAAUUUCAAGGCGACAAUAGCAAAAACUUUGUCAUUUCGCGAAAGUGAUUACUUUAUUAUAUAUCAAUCGUCAACAAAGCAAAAAAACUGGUGGCAAGUAAUUAAUUGUAAAGCACAAGUCGGUUACGUACCAUCCAACUACGUCAUUUCCGUUCAAGUCCUUCCUGAUUUCAUGACGAAAUUCGUAGACGACUGUAUAUACUUGUUGAGAAAAGAAAGCGAUAAAGCGAAAGGUUGUUUGCCAAGCGAUCGACAAGAAGUUCUUUUGAAAUUACUAGAAAGGAAAAACGAUGUGGAAAAAUUAAUAAGCAGACGAGAGUCGAACACGUCUUUUACAAAGGAAAUGGAAUUUUCCAGUAUGGUUUCAACGUGCAGUUCGGUUUCGAGAAUUUCACCCCCGUUACUAUUAAAUUCUCAAACGAAAAUAAAACAUUAUCCAAGCACACCUUCUUUUUUGUCAAAUGCCAAAAAUGACGCUGAUGAUGAUGAUGGUGGUGGUGGUGGUGGGAAAAAAACGGAAAUUUUAGAAACGAGAAGUUAUUCUUCGUUGGGACAAACAUCAGGUCCGUUGACGAAAGAAAGAUCGACGAGUAGAGAGACGGUGUCGGACAUUUCUGGACAAAUAGGAACUCCGUUUUUCGAUUCGAAAAAAACAGUACCCACGAGUUGCAGCAGGAGAGAGUCUUCUGUCGAAGAAUCUCGAAGUCUUCCUUCAUCGAGAAAAAAUUCGCAAUUUGAAAAUGAAAUCAUAACGAAAGAAAUAGUGUAUCAAAUUGUCGAACAGGUGAGGUGUCACACGGAGUUAAGUCACGAUUUAUCAAAAGUUGCCGUCAACGUUGUGAUAUCGGAAUUGCAAAAAUUAAUGCCGAAUUCGCCCAUUUUCGACAAAAUUUUACAAUUAGUUCAAAAUCCGAUCGUAGCUCCCAUGCCCAUAAUCGAAGAUACUCACGAUGCCAAACGUUUGAAAAUUAUUUUCAGCGAAUUAACAUCUUGUAAGGAUGAUGCUCAACAGAGAAGUUGGAUGCUGCACGAAGAUGAAGCUGUAAUCGUUGAAUACGUAAAAGAAUUAACAUCCAUACUCAUGAAUGCCGAUUCCAAUAUCAGUCGACACGUAAUUUCAAACGAUCAGUAUUCUGGAGUUCUUGCUCUCGUACAAUAUUAUCAAAUGGAAACAAGAUGGAGCAUAAGGCAGCCUCUUUUACAAGCACUUGGAGUUUUAUGCAGUUUGGAUCGCGCAAUAAUUAGUAUUUUUCUGUCGUCCGUUUUGCCGAUGGAGUUGGCGAGAGACAUGAAAACAAAUCCGAGAAACAUUCCAAGAUUAAAUUAUUCUUCUCUUUUAUUAACAAUGAUUUUUUCCAUGGGCGAACCCAUGCCGAUAAAUCAUUUGGAGCACCUGGGAUCAGAUUUCAUAGAUUUUUUAUUAAAUCAUAUUGAAAAUCCUCCGGAUACGGACGUCGAGGAUCAAGUACCCGAUUUGUUUAUAGCUUUAAUAUUAUCGUAUAAUUUACAAUUUAAAAAUUCACAAGACAAUGUCGUCGUUAAAUCCCUCUCUCAAAGACCCGUCGCAAAAGUUUUCACGGAAAAAAUAUUAUUAUUAUUAAAUAGAGAAGAUGAUCCCGUUCGAAUAUUCGAACACGAACCAGCUCCGAGAAAUUCGAUAUUGAAAAUUUUCAUUGAUAUAUUUAGUCAUCGGAACACGGCUAAUUUAUUUUACACGAACGAUGUUAAAGUUUUAAUUGAUAUUAUUGUUAGACAAUUGGCAGAUUUAUCUCCGGAUGAUCAGAGGAGAAACCAAUACCUUCAACUUUGUAAAUUAGUCAUGAGAAAUUCAGAAUAUUCUGAACAUCAUCAUAGAAAAGAUGAUCUUUCGAAAUGUUUCACUCGAAUUUUUUGCGAAGAAACUGAGAUAAGUCUCAAAGAUCAACAACUCGUGAGAGAAAUAAGUAAUGAAUUUCCACAAUAUUUUAAAUGA